AUUCACUACCUUGGCCAGAUCACCAACCCACAAGGCAACCUACAUUCAAGUAUGGACGGACGAGGCUACGGUUCGGGCUUCUCCGGUUGGGGUGGAGGUGGUGGAGGUUCCUCGAGCAGAGACCUGUAUGGGUAUAAGGACUCCAUGUCGGGCGGCGGGGGGUUCGGGGGCGGGGGCGGUGGCGGCGGAGGAGGAGGGGGCUACGGCGGUAGCCUGAUGAAGAGCAGGCUUUCCGGGGGCUCGGGCCUGUCCUCCACCGUGAGCAACGCCGACGCUGUCAUCGCCAAGAUCAACCAGCGCCUGGACAUGCUCACGCAGCUGGAGGGCGGCAUGAAGGGGGGCGGACGCAGCGACAGGUUUGACCAAUACGAUUCCUUCGACUCUCGCUCCUCCUCCGCCAUGGGGCCCCGAGAUCUCUACAGAUCUGGUAGCUAUGGCUACAGCGACGCCCGGGGCGACCUGAUGGGCUCGCGAGGCAGCGGCCUCGGCGGCUACGGGGCCGGCGGGGGAGGGGGAGGUAUGGGGGGCGGAGCCAUGGGCUUGGGCGGAGGCCUUGGCGGCAGUGGCGGAGGGGGCGGCGGUGGUGGUGGUGGCGGCGGCGGCGGCGGCUUUGACAGCCACUCCUCCUACGGCGCCAAAAUGCGCCAGUCGCAGAUGCCCUCCCGCGAUGCCUUCUCCAGCUCCGGCUGGGGCAGCUCCGGGGGGGUUGGCGGCGGCCAGCAACGCUCCCCCAGACGGGGCUCCGGAGGGGGCGGUAUGGGCGGCCGCGGCGGCUUCGGCCGGCGGCAGGACAACCCUUCCUCCAUGGGCCUCGGCGGCGGAGGCGGCGGCGGUGGUGGCGCCGGCCUUGGCGGAGGCCGCGCCGGCAGUCACAGCCACAGCCACAGCCACGGCCACGGGCACUCCCCGGGCGGCGGCGGCGGGCGAGGCAAGCUGCCGUCCCUGCUGGGCCAGCGCAUGUACCCCGAGACCGGGGGCUUCCAGGCACCCCCCCACGCCCACGGGCACGGCCACAGCCACAGCCACGGCCCCCAGGACUACUCCUCUCCUCGCCAGUUUGGAGGGGGCCCCAGGGCCAACCGCCAGCGGGGCCGAAAGAGACCCCUCAACCGACAGCAGGUCAAGUCCCCACGUGACGGACAGAAGAAGCGGAAGAAGACUCAGAACGCAGGCGAUGAGCCCGAGUCUAAAGUCGGCAAGACGGAGAACAAGGACUCUGCUGAUUCGGCUAAAGUGAAGACCGAAGGUACUGCGGCCAGCGGUGAAAAGGUGAAGGAGGAAACCAAGGACUCUGCUGCUGCUGCCAGUGCCAAGCCUGCCGCUGAAGGAGACAAAGGAGCAGUGACCAUCCAGGAGGAGAUCACCCAGAUCAAGAAGAAGCUCCAGGGCAAGCAGCAGCAGCCGGCAGCAGCGGGGGCGCAGGAGGAGGGCCUGCCCAAGUUCAAGAAGCGCCGCGGCUUCAUGGAGAUGUCUGGGGUCAAGUUCAACGCCCAGAGGAUGAUGUUCGCCUGCUCCGUGUGCAAGUUCCGCUCGUUCUACAGCGAGGACAUGGCCGCUCACCUGGAGAGCAAGUUCCACAAAGAGCACUUCAAGUUCCUCUCCAGCCAGCUCUCCAAGCCCACCACGGACUUCCUGCAGGAGUACCUGAACAACAAGUUCAAUAAGACACAGCAGAGGAUCACUCAGAUCGACAACUUCAGCGCUGCCAUCUGCCAAGUGCACAAGGAGCAGGACCUCACCAGAGAGAUCGGUAUGGAGCACUUCAUGAAGAAGGUGGAGGCGGCUCACUGCGCAGCCUGUGACGUCUUCAUCCCCAUGCAGUUCCACCUCAUCAAGAAGCACCUGCGCUCCCCCGACCACAACUACAACUGCAAGGGUAUGAUGGAGAUGUCUAAAGGCCACAGCCUAUCAGUUGCCCGCAGCAUCCUCAACCACAAGGUCAUCGGCAAGAAGCUGGAGAGCUACCUCAAGGGCGAGAACCCCUUCGUGGGUAACCAGGACGACCAGGACCCUGACGACUCCAUGGCGAUGGAGGUGUCCGAGGCCGAGGCGAGCAGUCAGAGCCUGCCGGAGGCGGAUCUGAAGGACGGGGAGGAGGAGGAGGAGGAGGAGGAGGAGCCUAAGCCUGAAGGCAAUGGUACCCAUGACAACGGCGAAGACGCAACCGAAGCCGCCACAGAGGAGCCAGAGGCAGGCAAGAACGAGAUAAAGAUGGAGGAUGAGGAUGGUGCGAACAGGGUGGGUGGUGGUGAAGACGCGGAGGAGGAGGAGGAGGAGGAGGAGGAGGGUGGAGAGGAAGCAGAGGAAGGUGUCGAGCUGGGCGACGAGGAGGCCGACGGUGUGGAGGCAGAGGAGGGAGACGAGGUCCUUGACGGAGACGAGGAGGAGGAAGAGGCGGCGGCGGCAGCAGCAGCUGAGGAGGAGGAAGAGGAGGAGGAGGUGGUGGAGCUGGCUGAGGAAGAGGAAGCGGAAGCAGCUAAGGAAGACGCAGACGCCUCUGAUGGGGAGAAGGAGACGGAUGACGCGGCCAACGCAGAUGUGGUCAUCAUCGAGUGACCCCCCUCCUCCCCUCUCCCCUCCAUCUCUCCCUCCAUCUCUCCCUCCAUUUCCUUCCUGCCACAUGACCUUUUGACCUUUAGUAUGUACUCUCUGUACCAGACCCCCCCACCCCCUCUCCCUCCCCCCUCCACCCCCCACAGUCAUAUGAACCAUAUAUGUCUGCCCAUGCCCAGCAUGGGGGAGACUGGACCCAGGGCCGCUCUCUGGCCAGAGCUGUGAGGGGGUUGGGGUCGACACGUCCACUAGUCGUCAUCAACAACAACAACAACAACAACAACAACGAUGGUCUCUGAACAUCCACUAGUCAACAACUGGUCCGCUAGACGACAUCAACUAGUCUCUGAACAUCCACUAGUCAACAACUGGUCCGCUAGACGACAGCAACUAGUCUCUGAACAGCAUGGUUGGCCCGAUGAUCCUCUCUACAUGAGCUGUUUACUUUUUGUUUGUUGUUUUUGUGUGUGACCCUUUUGACCUUCAUUCGUGCCCCAGGCCAAAAUGAGGAACCUGCCCCAAGUCGUCGUCGUCGUCGUCCCCCGCGCCGCGACGAUUUACUGUCACGUGUAGGACCAAUACGUAACGCCCACCUCACUCCCCAAGUCCCCUUUCCAGCACAGCCUAUGAGCUGUUGGCAUAUCCAGUCAUUCAGCCAAUCAGAAACCUAUUUCUAAGUGACUUCUUGCCGGUGUACAGAGUCAAAUGUCUGAAAUGUUUGGGUUUUUUGUUUGUUCAUUUGGGUUGAUUUUUUUUUUUUGUCCCUCCCCUCUCCCCCUUUUGUAAAUAGGUUAACCUUUUUUGGUGCCUUCGGGUCUGGACUUGUUAUAAGAAUUGGCUUCUCUGUCUUGUGUUUUUUUUUUUUUGUUUGUUUUUUUUUUGGUAGUGACACAGAAAACGCUGUCUGAGGCUGUUGAUGGCCCUUUGACACUCAUCAAAACUGGUCAUAUGCAUUGUUUCGAUGUUCAUUUUUAAAAGUGUGUUCUUUUUCAGUGUCUGUGGAUUUUGAGGUUUUUUAUUUCUUUUUAAUUUAGUGCCGUCUAUAGAGAUAAUAGUUGGCCUAUUGUUUUACAAGAGCAAUUUUUUGGUCAGAUUUUUUUUUUUUUUUUUUUUUGACCUUCUGAAAUAAAUGUUUAUAACUCAA
Messenger RNA from Sardina pilchardus (European sardine), 3697 nucleotides. It is a transcript of the gene akap8l, whose product is annotated as A kinase (PRKA) anchor protein 8-like. Gene Ontology annotation, cellular component: nucleus. The transcript is spliced from 15 exons. The record is from RefSeq and is a predicted model, not a curated record. Lineage: Eukaryota; Metazoa; Chordata; Actinopteri; Clupeiformes; Clupeidae. Bases 52 to 2556 code for a protein of 834 amino acids. Gene Ontology annotation, molecular function: DNA binding.